Molecule: messenger RNA, 342 nt
Organism: Rodentolepis nana
Lineage: Eukaryota; Metazoa; Platyhelminthes; Cestoda; Cyclophyllidea; Hymenolepididae
Source: the annotation of a GenBank genome assembly
CCGAUUGGCACUAGAUACAACGCUGGAAGUCCCAACCCGAAAUGGUCGGCUCCAGAAGUUUUACAGGAUGAAAAUAACUCUGACACGAAAUCGGAUGUGUGGUCAUUUGGAGUCACAAUUUGGGAGAUAUACACUCUAGGUUCGGAGCCAUACGAAAAUAUCGCGAACAAAGAUCUCUUCCAGAUUCUUCUAAGUGGAAGUAGACUAGAAAUACCGAUGGCAAUGCCCAACAGGAUUGGAAACCUCAUGAAUAGUUGUUGGAAUCUUGAACCAGGAAAUAGGCCUUCAUUUGCUGAAAUUUAUGCUAAUUGCGUCGACUACGCCGAAUCUACCUACAUAUAA